GGGUCAUCAAUGUCCAUUGCCGCCGCUCUCGGCUCCCUCUGUGCCAACUGACCACAGGGCCGGCCGGUGCCUGGUCGUUUAGUUCCCGGUCACGUGAUGGCCUCCUGACGCAUUAGGCAGAUCCAGCAGCCCAGCGGUAGCCGACAGCAGCCCAGGGGGAGCCGACAGCAGCACAAUGGCGUGUUUUUUAAAAGACCUUCCAUCCCACAAUCAGAGAAACUUUACCGGAUUCCAGUCAGAAUCUGCCUGUACAGAGAAGCGGCUGCAGGUCCACCUGCCCACCUCAGAGACCGCCUCGCGGCAGGCCAUAGUCACGGACCAGGAGCACAUACUUCUUCGCUAUCUCCGGAGGCAAGAGAGGAAAGCUGGCAAGAAAAGAAGCCAGAGCCCUACAGAACUAGGGGAGACGUCUGUGCGCCCGCCAAAGAUUGCCCGAAUUGAUAGCCAAGAAAUGAAUUAAGAGCCGCCAUUACCGCCAACGUUUUCUUAUCUGUUGUCUUGGCGAUGCCGGGCGCCCCCUGACCAGACCCCACGACCGCGUAUUUAUCAAAGCAGAAUGAGAAGUGGCGUAUAGUAACCGAGUACGAUUGCUGCUUUCAUUAGUCAGAGCAGCCGCCAUGUCACCGGUUGCUAUGGUAACUCCUCUGCUUUUGAUAAA
Messenger RNA from Bufo bufo (common toad), 658 nucleotides. RefSeq names its product DET1- and DDB1-associated protein 1-like. The transcript has a single exon. Gene Ontology annotation, biological process: positive regulation of proteasomal ubiquitin-dependent protein catabolic process. The coding region runs from base 176 to 460 and encodes 94 amino acids. NCBI's taxonomy places the organism in Eukaryota, Metazoa, Chordata, Amphibia, Anura, Bufonidae. The record is from RefSeq and is a predicted model, not a curated record. Gene Ontology annotation, cellular component: Cul4-RING E3 ubiquitin ligase complex.